AUGUCUUGGGAACCUGGCAUGUUUGAUCUGCAGCUGCCUAUUACGUCCCCGGAUCUAUCUCCCCACUGCCAUGGCACUUGGCUUACAUGGUCGCAAUUAUUGUAUGGAAUAGAAUCGAGUAUUGUUAUGGCAGAGCAGAAAAACCGCGAUGUGGUAGAUCAGACCCUGUCGGGCGGCGAGGCUUCGCCUUCCGACGUUCCUGCGAGCACCAACGACAAUCUAUCUGCUGGAGGGGACGCAGGGAAGACCGAGCGUAUCGCAACGACUACCACUACAUCGAACAACUCAAACUUGAAUGAUCAGCAAAACCAUGAGAAGACGAACACUCUUGAUUCACGGGUAGAAAAAGCUGCCGGCGACAAGGAUGCUGGAGGCUCGACGACGGUGAGCAUCGCUUCUGGAUGCGCUCCAAAGUACUUGCUAAUAUGGGCGCAGGAUACUUCUAAACAAGGCGCCGGAGUUGUUGCGACUCGAGUUCUUGAGCUCAAUGGACUGGCCUCGGCAUCGGACGGCGGAGAGGAUACAGCAUCACAAGGUGGCUCGGAAUCGGAUGCGAGCCGACCAGAUAGCAGGAAUCAGACUCACAGUGGCUCAGUCAAAAAGCCAUCUGGAUUCAAGCCAGUUUCUUUUGCCAAGUUUUCGGUAAACAAGGUUCCGGGGGCUCCAACACCACCUAAGGUGCCUGAGAAAGCGCCAACGUCUACAACACCACUUGGCACCCCACAGCCAAGCUCCCGACCGCGCUUGGUUGCGAAGACUACACUCGGCAUGCGUGAUUCCUUUUCGAAGGCUGGAGCAGGCGGAGGCAAGCCUGGUGGAUCAGGGCCAGAUCCGAAUCAAGUGUGGAAUAAGAACCGACCUGUUGCGCCCGCUCCUCCGAAACACUUGACUGAUGAAGAAUUGAAACAACAAUACGGAAUUCAUAUGACUUCUCGUAUCCAAGAAGAUGGGGCUGUUAGCUCCGAAGCGAAGUGGGCCGAUAUUGAUGACGAUGAAGAUGAUUGGGCCCCUGAGACGAUCGAGUGGACAGAUGGAACCAAGGUCAAUCUCACUCAACCUCACACUGAACCCCCGCCGGCUCCCAGUAACCGGGAGCCCAAAGAGCUGCCGCCUGUAGAGCCAAGCGUUCCGAAAGAGCCUGUCAAGGUUGCGCCGAAGCCAGCCGCAUCAAUGGGGUCCCGUGCUAUGGUACUCAAAGUUGGAGCUAAUGCUGAACGACAAGCAAGAACUGCGAGUGCUUCCUCUAACGGCACAAAUGACAAAGUUCCAUCUAGCUCCACCAGCCCAGCGCCGCCAUCCAAGUCUCCUUGGGCCGCUCUGCCUCCCGUCGAAAGAGUGUCUCCUGUCAAUGCCCCGGUUCAGCCUCACCAACAACGCAUGCCCUCGAGAUACCCCCAGAGAGAUGACGGCCACCAUGCCCCAAUGGCAAUGCCACCCAAGGAGAUUGCAGCGGAUGAUUUCAACCGUGCAUGGAAAGAUCAGUCAGAUUUGCCCCAGCUUUUCAAUCCUCGAUCUUCCCAGUACGAACCGGUGGGUGAAACCAGGAGAGGAUCUUGGCGUCAUGACCAACACUCCCGUGCUCCUGCGGUUUUGCAGAGGCCAAACGAUCAUUCAAGUGGACCGGCAGAGCCAUCUGCUGCAUUCCAGACACACAGGUCUAGUCAUCAGGAUGGCAUGAGUUGGGGUCGUCGUCGCACAUCAUCAAACGUGAGCGGAGGAAGCGGAGGAUUUGGCCGUAGGAUGUCAGUUUCCCGAUUUGAUGCCCCUCCGAGAUACAAUGAUGCUCGCAGAGGCUCUCAAGUGAACGGUCUGGGCGAUUCAGCGGUAGUGGGUCACGAACAGCAUCAUGGCAAAGAAGAAAUUGCCCCGUCCGGUCCAAAUGGUACAGCACGCGCAGCUGUUGAUGUAGGUAUGUCUCCUGUGGAAACACAGGCGGUUCCUCAAGUUCCGCAAGAACCUCAGGAGGACCCUGUUGCUUUGCAAGAGCGUAUUAUGAAGGAGAAACGUCUAGAGGCGAGGCAACGAAGGAUCGAGCAGGAGGAGAAAGAGGAAGCGGCUAAAAAGGAAAGGAUUAGGCAACGUCUCGCGGCGAUGGGUCCUGCGCCAGAGAAGAAAGCUCCGGAAACGCGCAACCCCCCCUCCUCUCUUCAACCUCAACCUCAGUCUCACACUCUUCAUCCUCCCCAAACCCCUUCUCAACUUCCUGUUCAACCCAUCCACUCUAUUUCUUCACCCCCCAAACCUCCUGUGCCAGAGCCCAAUCGGGAACCCAAACAGUAUGGUAUGAUGAAAGUGCAUCAUCCCGACUCUGUCAAGAAACUCGUUGGUGCGCAUGAGCGGACAUCUGAGAGCAAACAUCUCAACCGACGUGUCUCAUCACCCCACCAAGAAUCCCAUCGUGACUCCGCACCUCCAUCUGCCUCACACUUCAAAACUGAACCUCAUUCACCUGUCCAGAGCAAGACAUCUGAUCCAAAGAUCGAGGAGCAAGGUACUCAGUGGCAAGGGAAUUUGACUUCUACUUCGCCCUGGUCCCAUCCUAACAUUGCUGUACCAUCUACAUCUGCCAAAAAUUUGUGGAAACCGUUUGGCAGUGACCGCACUCCAACUCUCGGUAACGGCAUCUUUGACCAACCUUUGGGGACUUUCGCAUCGCGCGAAAACCCUCUAGGCCAACUCGGCUUAGAUUCGUCAAAUAUGUCUACCCCUCCCAAUUUCUCUGCUCCUAACGAGCCAACCGACUCUUUGCCGCCACCUGAGGCACGUCGCCCCUCGUUUGGACCCCUCAAUCCAAUUGGACGCCCCGGCCCAAUCGGACCGCCGAGCACACGGAAUCGUGCCGUUAACGACUGGAAUAACUUCCAUGAGAACGCCUUGGAGAAGGAAUCAGAGAACGCUAAGGAAUUCCUGAAGCGACUUGAUGAGAGACGAAAGGGAGCCCCAGCCCCGCCACCCGCGCCCGUGGUUUUCGCUGAGACUUGGAAGAAGACCCGUGCCACUGAAGACGGCAGACGCGUCGUCACGCGAGUCACCGAAAGAGUUGUCAACAACGAAGAAGACAUCGCCAAGGCCAAGGCGGCCGCGAACCAGCAACCCAACCCUCUUACGAGUCUUGAUACUCCUAUGGAUGGCCUCAGCAUGUCUGACAUCGGUGUUCGUCCAGCCGGCAAUGUUUCUACCCGGAGCUCUCGAUUCUUCCCUUCGGCAUCUGAACAGUCGAAACGCCAGAUCGCCGAGAAGGAGCGCAGCAGUCCUUCGCCUCCUCCUCCCGAGGAGGUUAGCCACCCUGCCUAUUAUGGAGACGCCAAGCGCCCCAAUGUUAAUCUUCCGGCCCCUAAACCUCCCAAGCCCGUCGUUAAACUCCCUCCGAAGGCCAUUGGUGCCCCGGCGCCCCCGCCAACAUUUGCUUCUAUGGCAGCUGCGCCGCCGCGUAACACGGUGCCUCCUUCUUCCACUGCGCUGUCGUGGCAGGACAAGAUCAACGGCCUCUUCGGCAAGACCACUCCUACGCCGAAGAAGAGUGUCUUAGCUGUGACAUCAGCUACAAAGGAGCCUCUUCCUGUCCACGCUAGCGCUGUGUCUGUCUCUAUCCCUCAGACCAAGAUUGGAUCUCAGGCUGGCGAUGGCGAUUUCGCCGUUCGACAAGUCAAUGAACAGGAUGAGAUGUUUGAAGACCGUGAACCCGGCUCUUUGCCUGCCGUUCGUGUGCCGAAUAUGGCGCCCCAGAAUUCUUGGAGCGCAACUCGUCCAUCAGAACGACCCCGUGGGAAGAACUUCAAGCCGGUGCAAGCGCAGAGCAUUCAGCCGUUCCUGGUUGGACAAAAUGAUCGGGAUGGUCAUGGUAAUAUUUGCGCUUCGGUUUUCCUUCCAGGUGGCUCUGAACCCAAAACCGUUCUCAUCCAACGCAAGGCUGGUCCGCCCCGAGGCCGCAAUACCAAUACCAAUGUCAGACCCCGCAAGGGAAUCAACAACAAGUCCAAUGAAGUUUCCGGUGGCAACAAGAAGCCUACCUCAAACACUGUCCCGCGACAGCAACCCCGUCAGCGGACGGGCUGGACCCCGGAAAGCCCCACUUCUCGUUAA
This is a messenger RNA of Penicillium egyptiacum, 4083 nucleotides long. Lineage: Eukaryota; Fungi; Ascomycota; Eurotiomycetes; Eurotiales; Aspergillaceae. The record is from the annotation of a GenBank genome assembly.